AUGGCUGAUCUUUGGAUUAUGCUUGGUCUUGUUAUAAAACUGACGCUCUUCUGUCUUAUCGUGCUUUUCCUUGUCUUUUCACUGUAUGUUUACUACAUGCACUACAAGCUUAGCCAUAUUGAAGGCCCGCCUCGAGGCAACUUUUUCCUGGGUAAUUUGCUCGAAAUUCGCAGGAGAAGGCUUGUUGAUGGCAACAAUAUACAUCAAACAUUGGCCGACUGGUCGAUUGAAUAUCGCCCUAUGUUUGUCAUAUGGUUCUUUCAUGUCCCUCUAAUCGUCAUCAGCGACGCCGAUAUUGCUCGUCAGGUGCUUGUCGUUAAGAAUCUACCUAAGGAUCAUUUUGGUUAUAAGAGAUUUCAAUAUGUAUACGGACAACGAUUCCUUGGAAGUGGCCUUUUCUCGGACUUGAAUCGUCUCACUUGGGAGACGAAGCGACGUACGUUUACACCGUUGUUCCAUCGAAACAAGCUGUUCGAUGGGUUUCCAACAUUAAAUUCCUGCUGCGAUAAUUUCCUCAGCAGGCUGGAAAAGUAUGCCGACGGAAAAACCGAGAUCUCCCUAGCUGACGAAUUCUUGCUGGUAACUUUGGAGACUAUUCUAAAGGUUGGUUUCAGUCACUAUAGGGCUAAAUUGCAGAAUACCCGUCCACUAGUUAUAUCAUAUCAUGUAGCCACUAUUUCACUGGAUACGCGGAUACGCGGUCAGAACUUGUUAUAGUAUAAUACUAUUUCACUGGAUAUAUACGCGGCCAUGCAGAACUUGUUAAUAUAUAUUUAUUCGUAUUCGAUUAAUAGGCCUAAUAAAUAGAGUGAUAGAUCAAAUUCUCAUGUUACAGGUAGCUCUAUUUUAGUGGAUACGCGGAUACGUGGAUACGCAGUCAAUUUUAUAUAGUUUAGCGAUCAAAAAUGGUCAGCGGAUAAAAUAACUGGUUGACUGCGUAUCCACGUUCCACUAAAAUAUAGAGCUAUCUAUAUUACUAUAUACCAUGAGAAUUUGAUCUAUUAAUGCUAAACUAACUGUAUUCCUCGUUCUCAAAAUAAAACUCACUGCGUAUCCACGUAUCCGCGUUUCCACCAAAAUAUUGAGUAACUGUAUGCCUCGUUCUCAAAAUAAAACCUAAUGUGAUUGGUCAGCUGAUUAAAACAUCGUAUUGCCCCUUUUGACCUACAUUAUUGACCUACAGUAUAUUGCAUCAACCUAUCCUCAUCAACCUAUCCUCAUCCCAAUAUCCUCAUUUAACCUACAGAUGACUCUGGCUUGAAGUUUCGUAAUAGGACGUUAAAACAGGGACGUAGUGAAGCAUCACAGAAAGAAUGUGAAGCGAAGGUAUGGUUGCUGAAAUUUGAACUGCGAUGUUAAAAAUUUACCUGAAGUGUAAUAAUUAUAAUAGAGCUUUUUCUGAUUUAUUUCCAUAGUUAUACUAAGUUUCCGAAGAAAAGAGAGGCCUGUGGGUCCUCGCCCAGAAAAUGUUUACAUUUUUGAAGCUCCAGGACUGCAUUUCUGGCGUUUUCUAAACCAAAUUCACAAAGGAAUUGGAUCUAAAUCGACUGUAUUUUCCAAAAAUGGAUGUUUUCACAAAAUUAACGCCUUUACUACGCGAAUUUUACCUGAAAAUUCAAAUUUUAGUGAUGAAUUUAAGCUGAUUUUUACCUUAGUUUCCGCUUUUGACUCUGGAGUUUUGAAAUUAUGAAUACUAGAUUAGGUGGAUAAUAUAUCCAAGUGAGCAUACAUAUACACUAUUUAAGACCUAACCAGGAACGGUUGCGAAACAUACAACACUAGGCCCUCUGGCAAGAAUCGAAUCUGCGCGGCCCAGAACUGUUCUGGUUGAAAAGUUGAGGUAGUCGUACUCCUCUUUUGUCAUGCAAAUAACCGUGCACAAGUACUUGGGUUAAUAGUUUCUCUUUGGUAUAGUAAUCAUUGGAUAAAUAACGAACGGUGUGCUCUAUAACAUUAAAAAUUUUCCUUUUUAAGUGGUCGUGUAAUUUGGAGAUGAAUAAUGAUGAUCGCCUUGUAUUUGAAAAGAACUUCAAAAAUGCUUUACAUGGCAUUUCACUAAGCUUUCAAAGUCCAGCGACCGCAUACAUGCCGUGGUCAAAUUUAAGACGAAGAUGUGUGGAAGGCGCUCGCCUUACUAGGGUAACUGCAAAAAGUGUUGUGGAAAUGCGACAGAAGGAUAUAGAUGCUGGUAAGGAGAUACCUGAAGAUGCACUAUCGUAUGUUUUGAAAUUGAAAGAAGCUUUGCCCAAUUGCGACAUUGAAGACUUGGUGGAUAUGGUCGUUACAGUUGUGUUCGGAG
Messenger RNA from Paramuricea clavata, 2299 nucleotides. The record is from the annotation of a GenBank genome assembly. NCBI's taxonomy places the organism in Eukaryota, Metazoa, Cnidaria, Anthozoa, Malacalcyonacea, Plexauridae.